Molecule: messenger RNA, 342 nt
Organism: Durusdinium trenchii
Lineage: Eukaryota; Dinophyceae; Suessiales; Symbiodiniaceae
Source: the annotation of a GenBank genome assembly
AUGUAUCCUCGGUGGCUUCUGGCUGGUUGCGUAGUGCUUUUAGUUCAAGCUGAUGGGAAGCCAGGCUUACGUGCAGGAACUUCUUCGAGAUCCAAGCAGCCAGAUGUCCUAGAUCUCCCGCGGAACGACAGUGGCAUCCCGAGUCUCCAAGGAUGCUUGCAGAGGCUCUCGAGCGAGUACUACAGCACCUACCCAGUGGGCGCUCCUCGUGGAGCUCUACCGCUCCCGGCUCCGGGUGGAAGGCCAUGGCCCGUUCUGCCCAAGAGGAGGAUGCGAAUUGGCACGGGAGAGCUCACUUUGCAGGUGAGCUUCCGGCGACUCCAGAGGCCGAGGGCGCUCUAG